This is a messenger RNA of Drosophila rhopaloa, 4004 nucleotides long. RefSeq names its product mannosylglucosyl-3-phosphoglycerate phosphatase. The record is from RefSeq and is a predicted model, not a curated record. Lineage: Eukaryota; Metazoa; Arthropoda; Insecta; Diptera; Drosophilidae. Gene Ontology annotation, biological process: nucleotide catabolic process. Bases 387 to 2876 code for a protein of 829 amino acids. The transcript is spliced from 10 exons. Gene Ontology annotation, molecular function: hydrolase activity.
UACCCUGAGUUAAUGGGGCAUUUCGCAGACGGAACAAGAGCAAAUAAUGAAAGAACCCCAUCUGUAGGUCAUGAGCAAAUCACUUUGUUGCCAUGAGCAAAUCCCACUUUGUUGCGAUGAGCAAAUAACGCAAAAUUGAUUUCCUUCUGUGCUUUAUUUACUUUCGUUUUGAUGCCUUCACUUCUCGCCACCUUUCUGUGCAUUUUUAUGCUCUCAACCUUAUCAUUGUUUGUAUAUUUUUAUAUUUUUGCAUCACAGAAAAUUCAUUUGCACUCGCAUUUGUGUUUUGCAGUUCGAGUGGCGCAGGUCUCGCGUUGUUUUUAUUUUUAGCGCGAAAUUACGAAAUUUUCUCACUUUUUGAUUGUGUUAUUAAUUAGUUAUUGAAAAUGCGCCUAAGUCGAAUGCGAUGCUUCCCAGGCGUUUUCAGCGUCUGUAGGAUGAGCAAUGCGGGAAUCGACGGAGGAGGAGGAGGAGGAGGAGGCGGCGGAGGAUCAGGAUCAGGAUCGACAGCAGUGCCACCCACAACGCCACCACCCACUGGCCAUGGAUCCACUCGUCGCCUGAGCCACUUGACUGGCAGUAGCCGUUCGGGAGGAGCCGCCGCCAUGGGCAAUGUGGUGGGCUGGCUGAAGCAGGCUUCCAUUGAAGUGCGCGACGCCGGCACACGAACUUUGUCGAUGCUGCAGAGCAGCAAUCCCAACUUUCGAUCGUUGGACCUAUCUCUGGGCACGCCCACACCCACUACUCCCACCUCGAGCGAAGUUCCAGUUGCUCCGGCCAGUGCCACCGCCUCGUUGAGUGGUUCCACAUUACAAUUCGGACCGGAGGACCCUGACGAAGCAGCCGCAGUCGGAGGAAGUCAGUCGCUGACGCCACUGGAUGCCAGGGAACUCUUGACGAGACCCACACGCGCCUACGCCUCCGUCAGCCAGCCCCAGAGUCCUAGACAUCGAGGCUCCGGAUCGGGUUCCGUUUCCGGAUCGCGAAUAAUCACACACGGCUUGACCGGACGAUCCACAUCGAUUUCCUCGCAGCUGGAGAAGACCAAGAAGCUGCUGAAAAUGACCGAGGGCGAGGAUAAGCCGCUGACCAUUCUGCACUACAACGAUGUCUACAACAUUGAGUCCAUGGCGGAAACGGAGCCGGUGGGCGGAGCAGCCCGAUUUGCCACGGCCAUCAAGAGUUUUGCACAUCUGAAUCCCCUCGUGCUCUUCAGUGGCGAUGCCUUCUCACCCAGCAUGUUGAGCACCUUUACCCAAGGCGAACAAAUGAUUCCCGUGCUCAAUACGGUGGGCACCCACUGUGCCGUCUUUGGUAACCAUGAUUUUGAUCACGGUCUGGAUGUGCUGGUGAAUCUGAUCAAGCAGACAGACUUCCCUUGGCUCAUGUCCAAUGUGGUUGACAACGAAACAGGUCGUCCUUUAGGCGGUGGCAAGAUAUCGCACUUCAUUCUCCACAAUCAGAUCUCCAUUGGAUUGAUAGGCCUGGUGGAGCGGGAGUGGCUUGAGACCCUGCCGACCAUCGAUCCCAAUGAGGUGACCUACAUCGACUACGUGGAGGCUGGAAAUAAGCUUGCGCGCGAGCUGAGAAACGAGGGUUGUGACCUCAUCAUUGCCCUGACCCACAUGCGAACCCCCAACGACAUUAAUCUGGCCGAGAAGUGCGACGGCAUCGACAUUAUCCUUGGCGGUCAUGACCACGUUCGCGAGGUGACCGAAAUCAAUGGGAAGAUGAUUGUCAAAUCGGGCACGGACUUCCAGCAGUUUUCGGUAAUCACCAUCGAUCGGGAUGCCGCCAAUCGGGAGCACUUCACCACCGACGUCAAGUGCUUCGAUGUGACGGCCAAGAUUCCGGAGGAUCCGGAGCUGAAGCAGGAGCUCUCCAAAUAUUCCAAGUUCAUCGAGAGCAAGUUGUCCGACGUGAUGGGAGUAUUCAGCGUGGAGCUGGACGGUCGCUUCUCACGGGUGCGAACCCAGGAAACGAAUCUGGGCAACUGGGUGUGCGACGUGGUGCUGGCCGCCGUUGGAGCCGAUGUGGUCAUCUUAAAUGGAGGCACCUUCCGCUCGGAUCGUGUUCAUCCGGUGGGCGCCUUCACCAUGGGUGACCUGGUUAAUGUCAUCCCCAUGCGGGAUCCCCUGAUCCUGCUCGAGGUCAAAGGUCAAGUGCUGUGGAAGGCGCUGGAGAACGGCGUGUCAGCCUAUCCAAAGCUGGAGGGUCGCUUUCCCCAAGUGGCUGGCAUCAGCUUUGCCUUCAAUCCGCAGGCGGAGCCCGGCAAGCGUAUUGAUCCGCAACUUAUCCAGGUGGGCGACGAAUACCUCAACCUGGAGCAGAAGUACAAGCUGUGCGUCAAGAGCUACAUCUUCAUGGGAUGCGAUGGCUAUACCAUGUUCAAGGAUGCCACUGUUCUGAUGGAUGACGAUGCCUGUCCCGAGUUGGGAAUUACACUACAGAAUCACUUCAAAGCGAUUAACUCGCGAAAGUGUGGUCAAAACACAAAGCACCGGCAGUCGCUGGUCACACUUUCCCGAAGGCAUAGCCUGGUGCAGUGCCUCGACAGCAUGGAUCUGGAUGGACCCUCACCUAUCCGUAAACUAUCCGUGGGUCAUCACAACAAGUCGAUGGACCUGACGCAUGGAAAUUCCCAGAAGAUGCUGCGACGUGCCUCCUUGGAUGACCUGGAGCAGUCCACCUGCGACUUGGCGCCACAACUGGAGCACCGCAUUGUUAUGAUACAAAACGAAGAGCAUCAACGACAGCUUCUGUUUAAAAAGGAAACGCACAUCAUGAACUCCACGAUCACCGAGGCUGAGGACGAUUACAAGAAAAUAAGACAACUUGAGUUAGGGGCAGGUUCCGAUAUGGAGAGAAAUAUUUGAGUAGCAAUUAGGCAAUGCAAAGAGAAGAUAUACCCGUUAGCUAGUUAGUUAGUUGGCAGGUCUUUGGGAUCGUGCCCUAUAUUUAUUACUGUUUAUUGUUACCGCUCUUCUGUUUUUUUGGCUAAGUUACGUUGUGAACGUUUGUAAGACUUCCCCAGAUAUGUAUGAACUUGAUAUUGAUAUUGUAUAUGAUGUAUGUGUAUGUAGUGAGUACGUGUACCUAAAGCUUACCACUAGUUUAAUUUACUUUUAAUUAGAUAAACUGAUUUACACAACCAACUGAUUAUUAUAUUGUAAUUACUGAGCAGCUCUUAUGUUUUGUGAUCUAGAUAAAAAGAGUUUGAGCCGAGCUUUGAGAUUCCCUAGAUAUUCCAAAAUAGUUGUUUAAAAAAACCAAGUCCACAAAACGCAAUCAAACACUAUAGGUUGUAUGCAAAACACUGGACGACGACGAGGAGCACUAGCAAACUCAAGAGGCAAGCAGAUGUAAAGUGAAUGUAAAGCAAUAUUUUAGACAAGGCACCUAAAUUUUGAAUUUCAAAAUAGGACAUAUAUAUUUUUAUGGACACUUUUGAAGCGCUUGAACACAGCAGAACAUAUUAUUUUUAGAGUACUCAAACCGUGCAACACUCAUGGAUUAAUGCUUUAAUCUUAAAUAGUUCCUUGAACUUGCACACCACCAACACGAGAUGCAACAAAAGCCGGAGUGUAUUUUUGUCCAUAGGAGAGCAAUCUGAUUGCGAAUAACUGACGACCAACCGGAAAUCAGAACAAAAGCGAAUACAAAGGCAGCAGCUACCCACUCAAUUACACAAAGUUAAACAAUAAGUAGAGGAAGGCACAUAUAUGUACUCCAUGCUUAACUGAUUGUCCAUGCUUAGAACGUACAGUUAACUAAAGUGAACAAUAUGCAGGCUCAAAAUGCACCUGAUUAUUAAAAUUAUAAAGGACCCAUAUAUAUAGAUAUCGUACAUCUUUCGACCUUCUUCCACGCCCUGCAGCGGGUCAUCCUUCUACACUUUUAAACUAUUUUGGCAAUGGGCCAUUAGCCCGUAGAAUAACGCAUUUUGUGUAUAUUGAACGAAGUAAAUUGAUUUAUGUAAACAUUUAUUAAAUACAUAAACUAUA